Molecule: messenger RNA, 588 nt
Organism: Fusarium graminearum PH-1
Lineage: Eukaryota; Fungi; Ascomycota; Sordariomycetes; Hypocreales; Nectriaceae
Exons: 2
Coding region: 1-588 (195 amino acids)
Source: RefSeq, a predicted model, not a curated record
AUGGAUACGAAAUACAGUGAAAUUGACCUAGUGUCGUUGAUCACGGCACAGACAUCCCGCAGAUCCUACAGAGACUAUAUUAGCUACGGCAUUUUGACCCUUUCGGCCGAUAAGGACAUGAUGCUUGCCAGAGAGUCUGGUCCAAUGCAACCACAAGCAAGAAUCAUCUCUCAUCAACUGGGCUCUACUCUACAAUCAACCUCUCUGGCUUCUAGAACGACACUGUUGAUGACGUCUUCUUUCCGCCUGUACCCGUCUCCACUGUCUGUGGUCCACUCGAACCCCCUUUUCGGCAGAUUACUCUCAUGUCUAGCUCAACGCGCCAAGGCAGUCCAUCACGACAUACUAUUCCCAAUCUCCUGUCGUCAAGGUCUGGCGUCUCGCUGUAAUCUCGCCGCCGAUCAUGUCACGAGCCUUGUCAUGUAUCGUUACGAUAUGUCCAAGACACCCUCGGCUCCACCUCCAUACUGCAGUCAUCACCCCUGCGACUUGGUCUUCAACGCACCCCAGGUUCCUUCUGGGAAAGACAUCCUCGAGUCAGCUUCCCAAUUCAGCGUGCCAUUUCACAAAAAGCGAACCGCUUCCUAG